Molecule: messenger RNA, 4833 nt
Organism: Pseudonaja textilis
Lineage: Eukaryota; Metazoa; Chordata; Lepidosauria; Squamata; Elapidae
Gene: ZNF532
Product: zinc finger protein 532
Source: RefSeq, a predicted model, not a curated record
AGAGAGAGGCACACAUCUUCUCAAACCAGAUUCCAUUCCCGGCUAUGGCUCGUCGCUGAGCCCCGCAAAGCAACAACGAGGAGGAGCCGCCGCCGCCGCCGCCGCGGUCGCCGGUCGCUCCGCUCCGGGCCCGCAAGCUUCAGACUCGAAACUCCAGCGGCCUUCGUAGGAGGGAAAAAAUAAAAUAAAAGGACCGGGAAGAAGCGUGGGGAAAGGGCCAGGCCAGGCCCGUUGGUGCUCUCGCCGGCCGGGAGAAAAAAUAAAAUAAAAUUAAGCAGCCCGGUUUGCAAGGCGCCGAAGAUUUAUAGGCCGGAGACGCGGGCGGAGGCGCAGUGCCAGUUUUUCAGAGGCGGCUUCUCGGGCGGAGGACUGGCGACCUUGGGCUCGCUGGAGCUCGGGGAGGCCCGGGACUGCUGGAGCGCUUGGCUUGAGGGGUUUCUUUCUUUUGAACGGGCCCGCCUGGAAGCCGUAAAAAGAGCUGGUUCGUAGCCGCAGAAAUGGGUUGACUUGAGCAAGGCCUCGGUCGGCGGCGCCUGGCAGAGAGGCGCUCUGCUCUGCAGACCGGACAGCCCGCUUCCCUUCUUCCCGGCAAAGAAAGCAGCAGCCUUGUUGUUUUUUCUCUCUCUCUGUUUCUGCAAAGCCCAGCAGGGCCACCGGGAGCUUAAGGCAUUGCUGGCAAAGGGUGUCCAUGGAGGGACUGUUUCAGGCCCUCAUCCUGCCCUCCCCAAGAGCAUCAGCCAAGCCUGGGCCCAUUUGCCGGAGGCUCCAAUAAAUUCACUGAGGAUUUCUCUCAGAUUGAUUCCUAAAAAGUUAACGUGACCAUGGGAGAUAUGAAGACUCCAGACUUUGAUGAUCUACUUGCAGCCUUUGACAUACCGGAUAUGGUUGACCCCAAAACGGCUAUUGAAUCUGGCCACGAGGAUCACGACAGCCACAUAAAGCAGAAUGUCCACCCAGAGGAUGAUUCCCACGCACCAUCCUCAUCUGACGUUGGUGUAAGUGUCAUUGUGAAAAACGUGCGGACAAUUGAUUCCUCGGAAGGAGCGGAGAAGGACAACCACCAUUCCACAGGCAACGGGUUGCACAACGGUUUCUUACCAGUAUCAGCUCUAGAAAGCUAUAAUAAAGAGGAAGACAAAUCGCUCAAAGACGAAGGCUCCAUCUCGGAAAAUACACUGAAAGAAUCUGCCUUUAACCAAUUUAGCCCUAUCUCAAGUGCUGAAGAGUUUGACGACGAUGAAAAAAUCGAGGUGGACGACCCCCCGGAUAAAGAGGACAUGCAUGGAAAUUUCAGAACAAACGUAUUAACAAGGUCUGUCUCCCAGCAGGACUAUGAGAAGUUAAAAGUACUCGGAGGAGAAAACUUGAUGAAGCACGGAGUUGCAGGUUCAGGUAAUUCUGAUAAGCCCAAGGUGUCUAAACGAGACUCGGAAACAAACCCAUCACCUUUAGGUCACUAUGAACCUUUUAAAGCUAGGAAAAUAGAUGACAAGUUGCUUAAAGAAAACUCAGAGAAACUCCUUGAAAACAGAGCUGUCGAUGGGAAAAUAAACACGGAGAAAGGAGAAGCAACCCUUACCAGUCUCUCCCAGACUAAAGCAAAAUCUUCAGCAAAACUCUCUUCCUGUAUUGCUGCCAUUGCAGCUCUAAGUGCUAAGAAAGCAGCCACGGAUACUGGCAAAGACCCACAAUCCAAUUCAAGGGGAUCCUCUCCCUUGCAGAAAGAUACCAGUGAAAGCCCCCGCACCGUGGACAAAUCCCCCGAAUCUCAGAGUCUCAUUGACUGUGCAAAAAAGGCCCCUGUCAAACAGCCAGACAGUCCCAGGAGUAUCUCCAGUGAAAACAGCAGCAAAGGUUCCCCGCCAUCGCCUGCAGGCUCAACGCCAGCCAUCCCCAAAGUGCGCAUCAAAACCAUCAAGACGUCCUCGGGGGAGAUCAAGAGAACGGUCACGCGUGUGUUGCCUGAAGUUGAUUUGGACAGCAAUCGGAAACCAGAGCAAGCAGCUUCCAUGGUGGCUUCUGUGACAUCAUUGCUGUCUUCCCCGACGUCUGCUGCAGUUCUUUCUUCUCCCCCAAGGGCACCUCUCCAAUCAACAGUAGCCAGCAACGCGGUGGCAUCUGCAGAGCUCACUCCCAAACAAGUCACCAUUAAGCCCGUGGCAACUGCUUUCCUUCCUGUUUCGGCUGUCAAGACGGCAGGCUCACAGGUGAUCAAUCUGAAACUUGCAAACAACACCACGGUGAAAGCCACUGUCAUAUCUGCUGCUUCGGUGCAAAGUGCCAGCAGUGCCAUCAUCAAAGCCGCCAAUGCCAUACAGCAGCAAACAGUUGUGGUGCCCGCCUCGAGCCUUGCCAGUGCAAAACUUGUGCCAAAGACGGUCCAUCUUGCCAACCUUAAUCUACUGCCUCAGAGUGCUCAGACCACCUCCGAACUCCGCCAAGUGCUCACGAAACCUCAGCAACAGAUCAAGCAGGCAAUAAUUUCUGCGGCGGCCUCUCAGCCUUCGAAAAAAGUGUCUCGGGUUCAGGUGGUGUCCUCUCUACAGAGCUCUGUCGUUGAGGCUUUCAACAAGGUGCUCAGCAGUGUUAACCCCGUCCCAGUUUAUAUCCCAAACCUUAGCCCUCCCAUAAACGCGGGCAUCGCUUUACCCACACGUGGUUACAAAUGCUUGGAAUGCGGUGACUCCUUCGCCCUUGAAAAAAGCCUGGCCCAGCACUACGACAGGAGGAGCGUGCGGAUCGAAGUCACCUGUAACCACUGCACAAAAAACCUGGUUUUCUAUAACAAAUGCAGCCUCCUUUCUCACGCACGGGGUCACAAAGAGAAAGGGGUGGUGAUGCAGUGUUCUCAUUUGAUCUUAAAGCCAGUUCCUGCCGAUCAGAUGAUAGCUUCUCCCACAAGCAAUAGUUCUGUUACGUCGUCCAUUCUUCAGAAUGCCACCGGAAUGGGCACCCACACCGUAACAAAGAUACAGUCUGGCAUAACUGGGACAGUCAUAUCAGCUCCUUCAAGUACGCCUGUUCCACCAGCCAUGCCUCUAGAUGAAGACUCUUCGAAGUUGUGCAGGCAUAGUCUGAAGUGUUUGGAAUGUAAUGAAGUUUUCCAAGAUGAAACAUCUUUAGCCACCCACUUCCAGCAGGCUGCAGACUCAAGUGGACAAAAGACCUGCAGUAUCUGCCAGAUGUUGCUUCCAAAUUUGUGCAGUUUUGCAUCACAUCAGAGGAUACAUCAGCAUAAAUCUCCAUAUACAUGUCCUGAAUGUGGGGCCAUUUGCAGAUCAGUCCACUUCCAAACUCAUGUCACAAAGAAUUGCCUGCAUUAUACAAGAAGAGUUGGAUUCCGAUGUGUCCAUUGCAAUGUGGUGUAUUCUGACGUGGCUGCACUCAAGUCCCAUAUUCAAGGUUCUCACUGUGAAGUCUUCUACAAGUGUCCUAUUUGCCCAAUGGCAUUCAAAUCAGCACCCAGCACCCAUUCCCAUGCCUAUACACAACAUCCUGGAAUCAAAAUAGGAGAGCCCAAAAUAAUAUACAAAUGUUCCAUGUGCGACACAGUGUUUACCCUGCAGCCGUUGCUGUAUCGUCACUUUGACCAGCACAUUGAAAACCAGAAAGUAUCUGUCUUCAAGUGCCCGGACUGCUCGCUUUUGUAUGCACAGAAACAACUCAUGAUGGAUCAUAUCAAGUCCAUGCAUGGGACGUUGAAAAGCGUUGAAGGCCCACCGAACCUCGGUAUCAAUUUGCCAUUGAGCACAAAGCCCACCAUCCAGAACUCAGUCAGCCACAACAAAGACGACUCGAAAUCCAUCAAUGGGACAGAAAAAGCAGAGAAGAAUUCCCCCACUUCUGUGAAGAAGGCAGAGCCCAAAAAGGGGUCUAAUCCUGGCUGGACAUGCUGGGAAUGUGAUCGGCUGUUUACUCAGAGAGAUGUGUAUAUAUCCCACAUGAGAAAAGAACACGGAAAACAAAUGAAGAAACAUCCUUGUCGACAGUGUGACAAAUCAUUCAGCUCAUCGCACAGCCUUUGCCGUCACAAUCGUAUCAAGCACAAAGGCAUCAGGAAAGUUUACACCUGCUCGCACUGCCCGGAUUCCAGAAGAACUUUUACUAAGAGAUUAAUGCUAGAAAAACAUAUUCAGCUGAUGCACGGGAUUAAGGAACCCGACGUGAAAGAAAUGGCAGAAUCAACGAACAUGGGAGAAAGUUCAAUCAAGGAAGACCCCAAGGUUCCCAGUCCAAAGCGUAAAUUAGAGGAGCCCGUGUUGGAAUUCAGGCCCCCUCGAGGGGCCAUCACCCAGCCGCUGAAGAAGUUGAAAAUCAAUGUUUUUAAAGUUCACAAAUGCGCCGUCUGUGGCUUCACCACCGAGAACCUGCUUCAGUUCCACGAACAUAUUCCCCAGCACAAAUCUGAUGGCUCCUCCUAUCAGUGCAGGGAAUGCGGUCUUUGUUACACGUCCCAUGUCUCUUUGUCUAGGCAUCUCUUCAUUGUCCAUAAGCUGAAGGAACCUCAGCCUGUUUCGAAACAGAAUGGCUCUGGAGAAGACAGCCAGCAGGAGAACAAGGCCGGCCCUGAGGAGGAAUCCACGGAUCGAUCCACCUCUGACAGGAAAUGCAAAGUGUGUGCAAAGACCUUUGAAACGGAAGCUGCCUUAAACACCCACAUGAGGACACACGGCAUGGCUUUUAUUAAAUCCAAAAGAAUGAGUUCAGCUGAAAAAUGACCCUGCUCCUUUCUUCCAUCCCAUAAGCAUCUUCCAAAAGUUGGAGGGGGAAAAAGAAAAAAAAAAAGAAAUCAGCCUUUCUACUUCAGAAUGGAGUUGACUUUUUCUUUGGGGG